AUGGAAUUGCCGCUUACGAUGAAUGCUGUCGUGUUCGACGGUCCGUACAAGGUUUCGCUUCAGCAACGGCUCUCUGUGGAUCGUGCUGAACUUCAUACGUUCAGAGGUCACCAACCCUCGAACACAGGAUUCAUUAUGGGCCACGAGUUCGCUGGCACGGUUGUGGCAGCUGGUAACGAUGUUAAAUCAGUCAAGAUUGGGGAUAAGGUGGUAUCUCCUUUCACCGUGUCCUGCAUGAACUGCUUUUACUGCAAAAAUGGGUAUUCGUCUCGGUGUGACCAUAGCUUAUUGUUUGGCUCGGAAAAGCUGGAUGGCGCUCAAGCGGAUUAUGUACGCGUACCCCUUGCAGACGGUACAGCCAUGAAGGCGCCGCCCGAGAUCGACGACAAUGCUUUGGUGUUCAUGGCAGACAUAUUCCCGACAGGCUUCUUUGGCGCCAGGAAUGCAUUCAAUGGCCUCCGUUCGCAAGAUCCGUCCGAAGCCACAGUGGUGGUUAUCGGUUGCGGACCGGUAGGACUAUGUGCCAUAGUUUCGGCGCUAGAGUACAAGCCAAAACAUCUCUUCGCCAUUGAUAGCGUCGAUAGCCGUCUUGAACUCGCAAAGGGCUUGGGUGCAGAGCCCCUUAACUUCGCGAAGGACCGGUCGGCUAUGAUUGCUCGAAUCAAAGAAGUCACAGAUGGCCGAGGAGCAGAUGCAGUUAUUGAAGUAGUUGGCUUAAGCCCCGCCUUGAAAACGGCCUUUGAUGUCCUGAGACCUUUCGGGUUCAUAAGCAGUAUAGGCGUCCACAAUGCCGAGAUCCCAUUUAGUGGUACCGAAGGGUAUAACAAAAACGUGAGGUUACAAAUGGGAAGAUGUCCAGUCCGCUCGAUAUUCGCCGAUGCACUCAGCGUCCUCGCAAGAAAUCAACAUAAAUUUAAGUUCAUGUUCGAGAAAAUCAUGCCCCUUUCUAUGGCCGUAUCUGGAUACGAUCUGUUUGAUAAGAUGCAAGUGCAAAAGGUAAUUUUCAAGCCAUGA
Messenger RNA from Daldinia decipiens, 1014 nucleotides. Its product is annotated as putative alcohol dehydrogenase. The record is from RefSeq and is a predicted model, not a curated record. NCBI's taxonomy places the organism in Eukaryota, Fungi, Ascomycota, Sordariomycetes, Xylariales, Hypoxylaceae. The transcript is spliced from 6 exons. Gene Ontology annotation, molecular function: zinc ion binding; oxidoreductase activity. The coding region runs from base 1 to 1014 and encodes 337 amino acids.